GCUGGCGGCGGCGGCGGCGGCGGUACCCAGAGGGGAGCGGGUCCGGAGCGGGCCGCCGGACCCAAAACCGAGGGGGGCGUCUGGGGUGUCAGGGAGCUCCCUCUCCCGGGCCUCGGCGGCUUGAUGGAGUAAGAGGGGUCGGCUGUGAGUGUGUGACGUUGAGUGCUUCAGAUCUGGUCACUAUGGUACGAGAACGAAAAUGCAUAUUGUGCCACAUUGUGUACAGCUCAAAAAAGGAGAUGGACGAACACAUGCGGAGCAUGUUGCAUCACAGGGAACUUGAGAACCUGAAGGGCAGGGACAGUAGUCAUGAGUGCCGAGUGUGCGGGGUCACAGAAGUGGGUCUCUCUGCAUAUGCAAAGCACAUUUCUGGCCAGUUGCACAAAGAUAACGUUGAUGCCCAGGAAAGAGAAGAUGAUGGAAAGGGAGAAGAAGAGGAAGAAGAUUAUUUUGACAAGGAACUCGUUCAGUUAAUAAAACAAAGGAAAGAACAAAGUCGACAAGAUGAACCUUCCAAUAGCAGCCAAGAAAUAAACUCUGAUGACAGGCGACCCCAAUGGAGACGAGAAGACCGAAUCCCUUACCAAGACAGAGAGAGCUACAGUCAGCCAGCAUGGCAUCAUCGUGGACCUCCUCAGCGGGAAUGGAAAUGGGAGAAAGAUGGCUUUAAUAAUACUAGGAAAAACAACUUUUCACAUUCUUUGAGGAAUAGUGGUGGACCAAGAGGAUGUUCCGGGUGGCAUAAGGGUGUUGCAGGAGGCUCUUCAACUUGGUUUCACAACCAUGGUAAUUCUGGAGGUGGUUGGCAUUCAAAUAGUGGAACAGUAGAUUGGAAUCAUAGUGGUACAGGAAGGAAUUCCAGUUGGCAUUCUGAAGGAACAGGUGGCUUUUCCAGUUGGCAUGUGAACAGCAGUAACGGAAACUGGAAAUCCAGUGUACGUAGCACAAAUAGUUGGAAUUACACUGGCCCUGGAGACAAAUUUCAACCAGGCAGAAACAGAAAUUCUAACUGUCAAAUGGAAGACAUGACUAUGCUAUGGAACAAGAAAUCUAAGUCCAACAAAUACAAUCAAGAGAGAUAUACUUGGCAGAGGCAAGAAAAUGACAAAGUUGGUACAGUUGCCACAUAUAGAGGUCCUUCUGAAGAAUUUACAAGUGAUAAAUUUCUUUCAGAAGGCUUACUCGACUUCAAUUUUGAGCAGCUGGAAAGCCAAACCACUAAACAAACAGACACCAUACCUUCCAAAAUUGGUGGGAAGAAUGGCAGUGUAGCAAGGGAAAAGCUCCGUCGCUGGACUCCUUACCCUUCCCAGAAGACUCUGGAUUUACAGUCAGGAAUGAAAGAAGUCACUGGUAACAAGUCAGAAAUGAUCGAUAAGCCUUUGUUUGGUUUUAGCUUGACAAACACAAGAGCACAAGAGCCCCAAAUCAAUGAAACAAAUAAUUCCCCAACGCGGAAAACUCAAAAAGAAACACAUACAGGAUCUCUUAAUCACAAAGCCGCUUCUGACUGCACUGCUUCCUAUGAGGUGGCGAGAGAAUGCCCCAUUACAGAAAAACCUGAACAAGAGCAUAACUUAAAUAAGAUACCAUCAUUAAAAUCCCCACUCCUUCCAAUUCCAGUCACUAAAUCAGUUCCUCAAAAGCAAGAGCUAAAGAAUCCCUCAAAAAAUACCAAGACGAAUUCUUUUUUUCCUGGAGAACACUCAACUCCCUUGAAUAAACCCACUGUGGAAGACAAUCAUGGUCCUUCUUACAUAUCCAAAUUGCGAAGUUCAGGUCCUCAUGUUUCAAAAGGGAAUAAAAGUAUAUUUGGCACUCAAAGGGAACCUGAUGAAAAUUUAAUUGAUACGUUACAAAAAGCCAAAGAGGUGCUGCAGUGUCAUGAAUCGUUGCAAAAUCCACUUCUCAGCGCUUCUAAAAAGACCAGGAACUAUGCAAAAGCAGAUAGGAAUGUAGAAGAAUCUGAGAAAGGAUCUUUGAAGAUUGAGUUUCAAGUACACGCAUUACAAGAUGAAAGUGAUGGGGAGAUAUCUGACACGGAAAAGCAUGGAACGAAAAUUGGAACCCUGGGUUCUGCAACUACAGAAGUUUUAUCCUGCAGUGCUCACACUGCUGAUGAGAAAGAGGGGGAAGACCAAAACCUGAACACAUCUAGAAAACUAUCCACUUCCCCAUGUAAUUUGGCAGUUCCCCAGAAAGAAUCUGAGUUACAAAUGACAUCUGCAGCCAGUCCACACUCCGGCUUACUGCUAGAGUUGAAAAGCUCUCUAGAAGAUGCACAGGCUGAUGACCCUGUAAAAUCUCAUGCACCUUAUGAAACAGAAGGCUUUGAGAGCACGAGCUUGGAUGCAGAGCUUCAAAAAAGCGAUAUGGGUCAGCCCUCAGGCCCCCUGCUGCCUGAACUGAGUAAGCUUGGCUUUCCUGCCUCGCUCCAGAGAGAUCUAACCCGGCACAUUAGUUUGAAGAGCAAAACUGGAGCACACCUGCCAGAGCCAAACCUCAAUAGUGCUCGCCGCAUUCGCAAUAUUAGUGGUCAUCGAAAGAGUGAGACAGAGAAGGAGUCUGGGCUAAAGCCAACCCUUCGGCAGAUUCUAAAUGCGUCUCGGAGAAAUGUCAACUGGGAACAGGUCAUUCAGCAAGUAACCAAGAAAAAGCAAGAGCUAGGCAAAGGCUUACCCAGGUUUGGCAUAGAAAUGGUGCCUCUAGUUCAAAAUGAACAAGAGGUCUUGGAUUUGGAUGGGGAACCUGAUUUGUCCAAUCUAGAAGGAUUCCACUGGGAAGGUGUUUCCAUUUCUUCAUCCCCUGGGUUGGCAAGGAAGCGAAGCCUUUCUGAGAGCAGCGUCAUCAUGGACAGGGCUCCUUCUGUGUAUAGCUUCUUCAGUGAGGAAGGUACAGGCAAAGAAAAUGAGCCGCAACAGAUUUUUUCACCCAGUAACUCACUGAGGGCUGCACAGAGUCAAAAAACAACCAUGGGCCUCAAGCAGGAAGUGACACCUCUGGCUGCCUCCUUAAGAACAGGUGAAAGGGCUGAAAAUGUUGCUACUCGACGGCGACAUAGUGCACAGUUAUCCUCUGACCAUACAGUUCCUUUGAUGCAUUUGGCAAAAGACCUGAACAGCCAGGAGAGUUCUACAUCACCGUCAGAGAAUCAGAAUGCCCAGGAGAGUAAUGGAGAAGGAAACUCUUUAUCAUCAAAUGCGUCCUCAGCCCUUGCAGUCUCCAGUUUGGCAGAUGCAGCCACAGAUAGUAGCUGUACCUCUGGUGCUGAACAAAAUGAUAGUCAGAGUAUUAGAAAGAAACGAAGAGCCACUGGAGAUGGAUCUUCUCCUGAACUCCCAAGUCUUGAGAGAAAAAAUAAAAGAAGGAAAAUUAAAGGAAAAAAGGAACGUUCUCAGGUUGACCAGCUGCUGAAUAUUUCCUUAAGGGAGGAAGAACUAAGCAAAUCGUUGCAGUGCAUGGAUAACAACCUUCUGCAAGCCCGUGCAGCCCUUCAGACAGCGUAUGUUGAAGUUCAGAGACUACUUAUGCUCAAGCAGCAGAUAACUAUGGAGAUGAGUGCACUGAGGACCCACAGAAUACAGAUUCUGCAGGGAUUACAAGAAACAUAUGAACCUUCUGAGCGCCCAGACCAGGUUCCCUGUAGCCCUACACGAGAACAAAGGAACAGUAGAUCUCAAGCAUCUGCUGAUGCCAUGCUGCUGCCUACUCCCUUUUUCCCAGUUUUUCUGGAGCCUCCAUCUUCUCAUGUCUCUCCAUCUCCUUUCCGAGUAACCACAUCUCCUGCUUUCCAAGCCCAUGGCGUGGUUCCCGCUCCAGACUCAUCGGUUCAGAUUAAACAAGAGCCCAUGUCUCCUGAACAAGACGAGAAUGUGAAUGCUGUGUCACGAGGCUCUGUUUGCAAUGCCUCCAAGGAAUUACUGCAAGCCAAUAGAGAGAUCAAUGACAGUUGUCCAGUUUAUCCAGUUAUUGCUGCAACAUUGUCCUUGUCAGAGCUAACAGAAAGUUUCCAUGAGCCUAGCCAAGAACUGAAGUUUUCCGUGGAGCAGGGAAAUGCCAGAAACAGAGAAAACAUUCCCUCUUCCCAAUCAGCUGGUCUUCCUAGCAUAAAUAAAGAAGACGAAGAGCCAGCCAAAGGUAACAGUGGGUCUGAAGCCUGUACCAGUUCUUUUCCAAGGUUGUCCUUUGCCUCAGAAACCCCUUUAGAGAAGGAGCCCCACUCUCCAGCUGACCAGCCUGAACAGCAGGCAGAGUCCACUCUGACAUCAGCUGAAACUAGGGGAAACAAGAAAAAGAAGAAACUGAGGAAGAAGAAAACUCUACGAGCUGCCCAUGUUCCUGAGAACAGUGACACUGAACAGGAUGUAUUUUCUGCUAAGCCUGUAAGGAAAGUGAAAACUGGAAAGUCAACUAAAGGGGGGAAAGUCACAACCUCCACGUGGGAAGAUAGCAGAACUGGCCCAGAACAAGAGAGUGUCAGAGAUGAGCCGGAUAGUGACUCAUCUCUAGAAGUCCUAGAAAUUCCUAAUCCUCAGUUAGAAGUAGUAGCCAUUGAUUCUUCUGAAUCUGGAGAAGAGAAACCAGACAGCCCAUCUAAAAAGGAUAUUUGGAACUCCACAGAGCAAAAUUCGAUAGAAACUUCUCGUUCUGGUUGUGAUGAAGUGAGCUCCACCAGUGAGAUUGGCACGCGUUAUAAGGAUGGCAUCCCUGUAAGUGUGGCAGAAACUCAGACUGUGAUCUCCUCCAUAAAAGGAUCAAAGAACUCCUCAGAAAUAUCUUCAGAGCCAGGAGAUGAUGAUGAGCCCACAGAAGGGAGUUUUGAGGGGCACCAAGCUGCGGUGAAUGCAAUUCAGAUAUUUGGGAACUUACUGUAUACCUGUUCAGCAGAUAAAACUGUCCGAGCUUAUAAUCUGGUGAGUCGGAAGUGCAUUGGUGUCUUUGAGGGUCAUACCUCCAAAGUGAACUGCCUCCUGGUUACUCAAACCUCUGGGAAGAAUGCUGCCCUUUACACUGGUUCCAGUGAUCACACCAUUCGCUGCUAUAAUGUUAAGACACGAGAGUGUGUGGAGCAACUACAGCUGGAAGACCGGGUUCUCUGCCUCCACAGUAGGUGGCGAAUCCUUUAUGCAGGACUGGCAAAUGGCACCGUGGUCACCUUCAACAUAAAGAACAACAAACGACUUGAAAUUUUUGAAUGCCAUGGCCCUCGGGCUGUCAGCUGUCUUGCCACAGCUCAGGAAGGCGCCCGAAAGCUGCUGGUUGUGGGGUCUUAUGACUGCACCAUUAGUGUACGUGAUGCACGGAAUGGACUCCUCCUUAGAACUCUGGAGGGCCACAGCAAAACCAUUCUUUGCAUGAAGGUGGUGAAUGACCUUGUGUUCAGUGGCUCCAGCGAUCAGUCAGUCCAUGCCCACAACAUCCAUACUGGUGAGCUUGUACGGAUCUAUAAAGGUCACAAUCAUGCCGUGACUGUGGUGAACAUCCUAGGAAAAGUGAUGGUGACUGCUUGCCUGGAUAAAUUUGUUCGUGUCUACGAAUUACAGUCCCAUGAUCGGUUGCAAGUUUAUGGAGGACACAAAGACAUGAUUAUGUGUAUGACCAUCCAUAAAAGUAUGAUUUAUACUGGCUGUUAUGAUGGCAGUAUUCAGUCCGUGAGACUAAAUCUGAUGCAGAAUUACCGCUGUUGGUGGCAUGGUUGCUCUCUGAUAUUUGGCGUUGUAGAUCAUUUAAAACAGCAUUUGCUGACUGACCACACAAAUCCGAACUUUCAAACUCUGAAGUGUCGCUGGAAGAACUGUGAUGCUUUUUUUACUGCUAGGAAAGGAUCCAAACAGGAUGCUGCAGGACACAUUGAACGACAUGCUGAGGAUGACAGCAAAAUUGAUUCAUGAAGUUUUUUGCCUCCCAUGUUGGGAAGUCAUUAGUUCAACAAAUUUCACAUCAGCCCCUCACACAGGCCGCUCUCUUCCCUUCUCCAGUGAAGCAGGGAAGGAGACAGGGGUUACUAGCCAGGCUGACCACUCGCCCAAGUCUGGGCAGCUCUCUGGGAUGAUAGGGUACACUGUAAGUUCUUGCUGGAGGCUUGUCAGAUUUAUCUAAUUUUAAGGAACCACACUCCUCUUGGACAGCAUGACAUAUAGUAAUUUAUGCUUUUAGUGUUCUCCAGAAGUUUAUUAAAAAUACAGAUCUUAAUUGGUUACCCAAUUUGACCCUAAUGUUACAUAUAUUUUACUGAUUUCAGUUUGUGAUUUUUAGUUUAUGUUCUUAUGAUGGUUUAAACCUAUAGUCAGGCUUUGAAGUACAAGUUUGUUCAAAUGCUAGAUUUUUAGGAUCAAUUUUGAUUUCUCCAGUUGCAGUAACUGGGUGUUUAAAUUGGAAGCAAAUAAUUUCCUUUCUUAACAAUUAUGUGCAGUGUGUUUCAGUAUUCUCUUGCUUUGUAGAUGGACAGAGCUGGCUUUAAAUACUAAAGAGACGUAGUAGAUUUUUUAACAGCUAGAGUGACUGCUCUGCUGAUUAUAUUUUAGGAACUCAGCAAAUCACUUAAUGACAAGUUCUUGCAGACAGCACUUCCUGUUGAACCUCUGCAAGUUUUGUUAGAGUGCUUGGUUCAAGACAGUGCACAGACCCAACGUCUACCUUGAAAUUUUGCUGUUAGACCUGGGCCCUCACUGCUGCAGGUAUUGUCAGGCUGUUUGAACUGGAGGAGUCACCUUCAUCUCCCUUUCCAGUUUCUGAGUCUGCAAGCCUGCUGUAGGUUUGAAACCUUUUAGUUUGCUCCAUUGCCAACCCAUAUCUCUCCUACUAUCUACCUGUGCCUAGACUCAUGGCAGCCAUCAAAUACUUCCUCUGGGCUCACAGGUGCUUUCCCCCCACCUGCAGCACCCAAGAUGGGGGAGUGAGGAGAAAGCAUCUGAAUACAGUUUUUUUUAGGGCCUCAAGGAGACUUCUUAGAGACUGAUUUCUCAAACUGGUCUCUUGCCUUCACCUCCCUGUUAACUGGAAAGGAAGAGUAGAGUCUGGUGACGGUAAAGACUGUACCUGUCCGUUGAGAGCAGCAGAAUUAACAAAACCUUAGUGAGACUGCUUUGUUAUUGGAUUUUCUCUGGACUCUUAAGCAAUAGAAGUGCGGCUUUCCAGCCUUUUCUUUCUGGAUUCUCAAAACUCUGAAAGAUUUUUCAGAGAGAGAGAGAAGAGAAAAGAGCCCAGUGCCACUGACAAAGCUUCAGGAUGUGAAGCCUCCUAUUUUCUAGGAGAGCGGAGCGUCAGGUUUAUCUCCACCCCGUUCGUGCGCACACAUCUGUUCAUGUGUCUUCACAUGCGCUCUGGGGCAGGGGCACUUCCCCAGGGUUCAUAGAUAGGUUUCAAGAGGGUAUGCGAACCCCCUGAAAUUGUAUGCAAGGCUCAGUAUGUGUUCUUUUUUUCCAGGAAAGGCUCUAGUGGUUCUUACUGGAUCCAAAAAACGUUAAGAACUAAUCUAGGAGCUACUACUAGAUGAUGAAUGGCCCCCCAAGUUAACUACUUCUGUCCUUGUGAAUGGGAAAACUCUUGUUGACCACACUGUUGAGAUUUGCAUGAUGUUUGAGAGGGGACAGAGAAGAUCCUAUUAUAUAAAGUGCAUUUCUGCUGUUUGUGUAUGAGAUAAGCUUUUCCCACCUCUCACCCCCAUUUCCUGUAUGGGUGACCAGAGAAGCUAGGCUGUUCUGUGGAUUUGGGAAUGGUGAUUUCCCAGGAAAGUACAGUUGGAUUUAUUGGUUAAUCUGGCGUUUUUCUCUGGGCUGUAGUGAACUCACAUUUCCACGUUGGCCGGGCAGUGUGCUAAGAAAGUCUUGUAUGCUCUGUUGCGUAGGUGCCCUCCUGUCCUGCCUGAGGACAUGUCUGAAAAGAUGAGAGUGGUGGAGCCUUCUACAGGAGGUGGGGGGUAUGUGAGGUGUUGGGCAGUCGUGGGGAACCUUUGAAGGUAUGAACAGACUGGCAGAAUCAGUAAGAACUGAUUUGGUAGAACUGUGCACAGUCUGUCUGCCUUUGUGUAGUUAUGAAUGUUCCUUGUACGUGUGUAUGCACGUGGGCACCUAUACUUGUAAUACUUUUGCUCAUUUCACAAAAGUUUUCUUUGAAGCAGUGGCAAUAAUGUCUUUGUUUCAAGAAGGUGUAAAAUUCGUGUAACACCAGGUUGGUGUGUUAUCCUAAAUGCACUGUUCUAGCCCUCUGCUUAGAAAUAAAGGCACCAUGAGCAUCUUGGCUGCUUAUGGUUGUGUGUUACUACUUUUAAGUGUCUUGAAAGUUAUGCAGAACUUUGGCCAUUUUUAAGUCGUCUUCACUGUCUUGCCUGAUUCUAGCUCUCUGACUCCUCUCAGAGAAGAGCUGUGGCUCAGGGAUUUGCGUUGACGCUGUGUUACAGUACUUGACAGGUACCAUAGUACCUGCCAGAACCUGACUCAAGGAGUUGGACGCCAUUUUUAGAAUGUUAUUUAAAUUGCCUGUGCCUACUUCUGACAGCUCGAAGCCAAGAAAAUCAUAGUAUGAGUCCUUUUGUGUGCAUAUGCUAGUGUUUUAAUGGCAGUUUAUUCUGAUAAAAUAUCAGUCACUUCAAGUUUUAUCCUAAAGUUUUUAAUCAGGUUCAAAAUGUAUUUUGGCAGACUCCUCUACUCAGUUAUAAAGCAGUUAAACAUAGUGCAAACGAAACUCUUAAGAGGGAAGAAUUAUCUUGACCUGAUGUUACUUGAAUUUGAGAGAACGUCAUUGCGACAACACUCCUGCUUUUGUGGGGAAACUUUUUUCCUGCCUCAGAAGAGUUAGCAGUUGAGUGUUUAGCUCCUGACCUACCUAUAAUUUAUAGGCAGUAUUAUUGCUGUUUAAGUGAUUAUUUGCCUAACAAAGGUGUGGGGGUUUUUUUUGUUUUUUUUGUUUUCUUUUUGGUAGAUUAUACAGUGGACAACUUUAAUGACUAGGCAUGUGGAUGAUUUGAUGGGAGUAGGUGUACAAACCUUAGUGGAAUGGUAUGGUAUAUUUUAUGGAAGAAUUCAUGGGAGGGGAGAUCAGAGUAUAUUGUGAAGUGGGAUUUGAACAGCACAUACCCUCUGGUUUGCUUAAAUAACUGCGAUUUAUAUAUGCUCACUUAUAAAUUUUGUUCCUCUUAACUAAAGGAGAGCUCCUAGAACUGCUGUAAAGGCCAUGCCUGCCACAUUGAUAAAAUAGUGAUUUCAUCCCUGCCCCAAAUCAUCAGGAUCCUCAGCUUUUCAGAGAAGCUGUCUCAUGGAUAGGAAAGAAGCUGUGGGGGAGGUGAUCUGGGCUAUGUUGGGUUCCAUAUGCAAGUGGAUGGGAGAUCCUGAUAUAAGCCAAACCUGCCACUUAUCAGACAGUAACCUCUAACCUUACCUCCAACUGCUACGUAUGUGGUCCUGCUGGGUCAUGUAGAGACUAAAGUUUCCCAGAUUUGCUCUAAAUUCAAGGUAGUAGUCCAGUUGAAUUGGGGGUGGGGUCGGGGAGGGAGUCAAGGAGGAGAGGCUGUUGAAGAUCUUUCUCCUGUUUAAGAGACAUACAUGCCCUAGAGCUGCUCCAGUACCCUUGGUCUCUCAAAUUCUUUUUAUAUUGAAUAUGGUUUAGAAGAAUGAAAUCAGAUGACACCUGACUGCAAAAAUGUUUAUAAGCAAAUAGCCUUCUUACAUUUUGGUAUAAAGCUGUGAACUUCCUAACUUUGUAAAGCAAGAUAUAAAGCAAAUACAAAAAGAAAAUAAAGUAAUUUUACUAAUUGUUUA
Molecule: messenger RNA, 9755 nt
Organism: Equus caballus (horse)
Lineage: Eukaryota; Metazoa; Chordata; Mammalia; Perissodactyla; Equidae
Gene: ZNF106
Product: zinc finger protein 106
Biological process (GO): insulin receptor signaling pathway
Cellular component (GO): cytosol; membrane
Molecular function (GO): RNA binding; SH3 domain binding
Source: RefSeq, a predicted model, not a curated record